Molecule: messenger RNA, 4679 nt
Organism: Polypterus senegalus (gray bichir)
Lineage: Eukaryota; Metazoa; Chordata; Cladistia; Polypteriformes; Polypteridae
Gene: tsc22d2
Product: TSC22 domain family 2
Exons: 4
Coding region: 807-3254 (815 amino acids)
Biological process (GO): regulation of transcription by RNA polymerase II
Source: RefSeq, a predicted model, not a curated record
GCCGUGCAGUGCGGCGUUCGACUUUUCCCAGAGUGCCGUGCGGAGUUUUCGCUUAGCCAUCUUGUCGAGUUAGUAAGUAAGUGUGAGUGAGUGAGUGAGUGAGUGAGAGAGAGAGAGAGAGAGAGAGAGUGUGCGCGAGUGAGCGAGAGGGGAAGGAAGGGAGGUAGGCAGUUUGUGAAUUUCACUUCUCUGGAGUUCGCGCAAAAGGGACAUACUAAAGGCUUAGUGAAGUGUUCCAGGAGAAUUGUGUGUUACAGUGUUGGCUACUUUUUACAUACCACGCCGGAGAUAAGGCAUCGAUGAUCAUAUUGGCCGGACGGAGCUGAGUCUGUACUUUUCUCGACAGGAUGUCUUACGUACUGAUCCCAAGGUAGAGCGGAGAAAAAGUGUUUAAAAAGGCAAACCAACUGGAUUGGACUCGACCCGCCUCAGACUCGAGUAUCCUUAGCGACCGGGCAUCUUUAUCUGCGACAGCGGCCUGCUGACAACUUGGGAGCCGGGCGAUCAGCUGACAGAGCAGGCCGGCUGGAAGUAGAGGAGAAAGGAAGUUAAAAGUCGCAGAGACAAGGUACGGCAGCAAACGGGGUCGAUAAAAGUUGGAACUGUAUAUAUGCUGAUAUGUAUGGGCACUGAAAUCGUAGAGAAGCAACAGGAGGGAAGCAACUCAAAGAUGUUGUAUGGUCGCUUUGCUGGCGGCAGUAAACUGUGAAAUCGGUUUCCCUCCCCCCCACCUUUGAUUUUUGAUCAAUUGUAAAGUUAACAAGAGGAGAAAAGGGGAGGGGGUGAUAUCUUUCCCAGUGCUCAAUAUGUCUAAGAUGCCGACUAAAAAAAAGAGCUGUUUCCAGAUUACAAGUGUCACCCAAGCCCAAGUGGCAGCUAGUAGCAUAACGGACGAAACCGAGAGUCUGGAUGAUCCGGACGAAUCGCGGACUGAGGACGUCUCAUCGGAAAUCUUUGAUGUUUCUCGGGCUACAGAUUUCGAGCCCGAGGAGGUCUGUGAGAGGAGUUCGUCUGAAGAAACUUUAAAUAACGUGGCGGAGACCGAGGUCACCACCUUGCUUAUACCUCAGGAUGGGCAGCUGGGGACGGUAGGAACCGCACCUCCCAAUGGGACUUUUUCUCCAAGAAGUGUCCUUUUGACAGGUCACUCCGUCGCCGCUAAUAUUGUCCAGGUUUCGGCAGUCAUAUCGGGAGGUGGCCAGCCCCAACCUCCCACUGCUCAAUCAGGAGUGUUGCAGCCCAUCGCCUCGACCAUGUCCUCUGGGCCUGCUACCGCUUCCCAGGUUCCUCCUGCCGUUGCUGCUACAACUUGCAGUUCACGUUUCAGGGUCAUUAAACUUGAUCAUGGUACAGGCGAGCCUUUCAGAAGAGGCAGAUGGACUUGUAUGGAAUUUUAUGAAAGAGAUUCAGAGGGAUCAGUUAUCACCAGGACUGUGGAUAGUAUUCGAAAUGCUAAUGUUUUGGAUCAUAAUACAGACAGAGACAGUGGGUUGGGUGCCACUGGUGGCUCUAUAGUGGCCCCCUCAGCACAUUCAAUGCAAGGACCUGAUGCUACAGGUGACAGUUUAUUUAUUGCUGCCUCCCAGUUGCAUCAGUCUGAGGGGACCACUCCGUCAUCUCAGCAACAAACCUACAGCAUAGGACAACCAAGUGUGGGCGGGUCUGUGGCACAUGGUUGUUUUCAGCCACAAGUGUAUCCCCCACUAACUCUACCCAGCCAACAAAUGCUUGUUCCUCCGGUGCAGACACAGGUCACUACACAACCAUCAGCACCACAAACUCUCUUGCCCCAAGUACACAGUGGGAUAAGUAUUCAGUCGCAGAAUGUGCCAUCACAGCCGCCUGGCAUAGUCAUGCCUUCACAACAGCCAACAAUACAGAAGCCCGCCAGUGUUGCACCAGUGACUCAGCCACAACAGUUUCCUUUUCAGGGUCAACCUUCGCAAGUUCCCCCUGUUCAUCUGUUGCCAACACAAACUACUUUGGUACCAAGUACACAGUCGGAUUAUCUGCAGCAUCUGCCUAUCAUUCAGCAAGCCCAGCAAAAUGUGCAAGGAUCAACUGCUCAGACUCUUCAAGUUUCUAGUCUUCCAGUGGGCCAAUCUGUUAUCCAUGGUUCUUCACCAGUGAUAACACCUGCUGCCCCUGGAGCUCAACUGUUAGGUCUGCAGACUCAGCCAGGUGAUUCAGCAGGCCAAGUUGCUGGAGUCAUCCAGGGCACAUCAGCUCCUGCUCUGUGUGUCUUGCAGCAACAAGGAGGAGGUGUGGUACAGCAAGGUGUAGGAGCUGUGUCUGUAGUUGCACAACAGCAGCCUCAGCCUAUGAGUCAACUCCAGCCUCCAGGGGUGGGUGGAAGCAGUCAAGUUUCAGGAGUGCCCAGCGGUCCUCACCCCGUUGUUGCUGCUAUCCAAAAUGUGCCUGCCAUAGUGCCCACUAUUGGUAUGACAAGUGGGUCUAGUAGUGUGCCUGCUGUAGUGCCCAGUGUGUCCAGCACUCCAGCUACAAUGCCAAAUGUUCCCUCAACAACAGGACAAUCAUCGCUUCCCAGUCAGUCACAGUCUCCUAGGAGUACAACAUUAUCAUCACAGACUGGGGGACAGAUCAUGCAGAACGUAACAAAUAUUGUACCCAACCUUCCCCAGACUAACUUUGUCCAGUUUCAGGCCCAGUCUCAGCCUGCAGUCAGUCAAGCAGAUGAGAACAGAAGGAUGUCUGAUGUCCUACCUCAGCCUCCUGUUAUUUCUGGGAAAGAGCCUCCGAAGCCUCCAGUUCCAGAGAAUCAGUCUGCAGCCACCCCUGUUAACAACCUUCCAUCAGUAUUAAGAAUUCAGCUUCCCAUUGAUGGGGAUGAAGAAAGGAAUCCUUCCACUGCCUUCUACCAAGCCUUUUCUGGUAGCAAGAUCCAGGAUUCAAAGAACAUCAACAAUGGUACAUCUGUAACCAGUGCUGCCAUUGAUAACAAAAUUGAGCAAGCAAUGGAUUUAGUUAAAAGCCAUUUGAUGUAUGCAGUUCGAGAGGAGGUCGAAGUGUUGAAGGAGCAGAUUAAAGAAUUGUAUGAGAGGAACUCUGUGCUAGAAAGAGAAAACGCACUUUUAAAAUCGCUGGCAAACAAUGAACAGCUGUCUCAGCUUUCCGUACAGCUCACCAGUCCCAGUAACUCUUCUUUGCAGCAGCAACAGCAUUCUGCAGCGCCUCCGGACAUCAGCCAGCCAACGCAACUUCAGCAGCAGCCGCCUAAUGUCUCCUCUUCGUGAAACUUUGUGGGAGAAAAGAUAUAUAUAUAUAUAUAUAUAUAUAUAUAUAUAUAUAUAUAUAUAUAUAUAUAUAUAUAUAUAUAUAUAUAUAUAUAAUAUAUUAUUUUUUUUAUUUGCUCUGGUGGCUUCUUUCCUUUACCAGUCUGCAAGUGAAGAGCCAUGCUUUGAUGUAUUUGCUGUUUGGCCUUCCCAGUAUUAGACAAUCAAGUGAUGGAAAGCCUGAGGUGUCCAGGUUGUGAAUGUAGCUUACUGUGAUUGGCUGCAUGGAUUCGGUUACGGUGUGGUAGCCGUGGACAAUAUACAUGGGACACCUUGAUCUACCAAGGCUUCUGUGGAGUUUUGUUUUGGCCUUGUCUUCAAAUUGUAAGAAAUGUGAGUCUCCUUACCAAGUCGCCAUGCAUCAGUCUAGGCAAUUGCACACACAAGUUCAGUUUUACUUUUGUGUUUAUUUAUUAGAGGGCUGCUAUUUUCAUAAUGCAAAUAAACAUUGUCACAGAAUCAAUUUAAUUCUGAAUAUUUUAAAUGCGUAAAAAAAAAUUGGUAAUGCAAUGUAUGGGUGGAAUUGCAUAAGAUAGUUAAGAUAUAUAGGCAAUAAAAUUAAAUCCUGGCAUAGAGCUAACACUAAUGGCAAUUUUACUUUUGGGAUUGUUUAUUUACAAUAGUUUAGAUCCAGUUUGAAUGUAAAUUUUGUAUAGAGUGUAAAGUAUAAGAGUGUAGCAAGCUUGUACAGUUAGAAAUCAGUUCUCAUGAUAUUACAAAAAAAGUAAAAUUGUGAUGGGCAAUUUGGAUGAAGAAAAACCUUGCUCAUUUCUGCUAUUAGUUUCUUUAUUCAAAAAAGAAAAAUGCCAUACUUCCCUCUGCUUGCUUUCUUUUUUUAAAUGGUAAAAAGUAAGCAUUUUUUGCAUUUUUGUGGGGGGAGAAGAAAGAGAACAGAAGCUGUGAAAUAGUUCAACCUACUUUGUAACCAAAGAUGCAAAGCUGUGUAAUUCAAGUUUAUUUUAUAAUGCACACUCUGUAUUUUUCAUUUAUUCUAUUUUUGUUUUCUUCACGCAUCAUUACUUGCUGUUUAGCAUGUCCUGCAUGAUCUGUAUUUUUUUUUUCCAAACCACUUUCUUACCUCAAGUUUUUAUUCAGCACUCUUAUUGUAACAUAAUUUAGUCUGUGAACAUUGUCUAUGACAAACGAAUCAAGAGCUGGUGUUAAUGGAGAAAAGCUAGUGUUACUUGGGCACUAGUAGGAAAAUGAAGUGAGCCAUCUUUUGUUCAUUUGAAUGGUGUUUUUUGAAUUUCAUAUGCAGAAGAAAAGUUUUGUUACAGUGCAGAUUUUAGUGUAUUUAAUAAAUGCAACAUUCAGAAUCCAAGUGUAGUGUACACUGAGUAUUUAAAUUAAACUUGUACAUUUCAUAAAUACAGUUUGAAAAGAUAA